Thecamonas trahens ATCC 50062 is the source of this 867-nucleotide messenger RNA. RefSeq lists its product as uncharacterized. The coding region runs from base 1 to 867 and encodes 288 amino acids. The record is from RefSeq and is a predicted model, not a curated record. Lineage: Eukaryota; Apusomonadida; Apusomonadidae. The transcript is spliced from 2 exons.
AUGCCUGUUGAUCCCCGUUCCCGUGACGCCCUUGAGUGCUCCAGCGAGCGCGAGUGGCGCUCCCGCGUCCGUUGCGCAGCCGCCAAGCGCCGGCGGAAGAUGGCACGCACUGCACAGAAGGAGGGUAUGACUGCCCUUCGCCCCUCCCCCAAGGCUGCCCGCAAGUCGGCUGACACGGUGUUCGGCCAUGCUGCCGCUGUCCCGGAGCCGCCGACCAGCCUACGCGCCCCGCCGUCCGUCUCCGCCCCGCCAUCUGUCCUCGGCCGCUCCGCGCACACCUGCAGCGGUCCCGACGACGCAGAUGCUGUCCGUCGUGCCUUGGCCAAGAUUCAACACUGUUUCCGCGGCGAGCGCAGUGGAGCCCGUCACCAUCGGGGCUCUCGCUACGCCGCCUGCUCGGACGCCCCUGCUGUCUCGCCAUCGCCGCCGCCGCCGCCACCACCGCUUGUCACACAUGCCACACCUAAGCCGACCCGGCGUGCCGCCAUCGGCCGCUCGGCGCGCAUCCGGCGGUCGCCGGCCAGCGACGACAUCGCCAGUUUUGAUACCUCAGACGAUGAGUACAGUACCAGCGAUGAUGAGAGCAACGUCCCUAGUUGUGAGUCUUCCAGCAGCAGCGACCUGCCGCUCUUGCCGCCCACUCCAGCGCGCACCGGCGUCGCUAGGGAGAUCGACUCGUGGCGUGGCCUUGUUGUCGGGUACGCCUCCCUGAUGGCCAAGUCCGGUAUGCAGACCUCCCGUCACCAUGCUGCUGUGCAAGUAAUGCUCGCUGAGUCAUGCUUCAUACAAGCAUCCAGCGACUCUGCUGCUACUCCACCUCCCAUGGCGCCCAUCGGCUACGACGACUUCACCAGCGGGUUCUUUUGA